AUGACGCCGGUGGAUCUCUCCCACCACAUCAACAUCAAGAGCAAGUCUCGUCACCCAUCACCGCUCAAGGACAUUAUCAAGUUUAUGGGCUAUGAUGGCAUGAUCAGCCUGGCUGGAGGUCUUCCUCAUCCGUCUUUGUUCCCUCUUGAGCAGGCCAAGUUUGAGUGCCUUGCUCCUCCUACGGCGCCGUCCCAAAAGACGACCGAGGACGGGCUCGUGAGCCUCAACCUUGGCCGCGGAUCAUCACCAGGGGAUCUGGACCUCACCCAGUUUCUACAAUACGGAUCUGGUGCCGGUAACCGGCAAAUGAUUCAACUUGCAACACAGCUCACCGAGAGAGUGCACGCUCCGCCGUGCGAGUAUGAGUGUCUCCUGCACCCGGGAAACACAAACGCAUGGGCAAAGGUGGUCGGUCUGCUUUGUGAGGACAACGACUACGUCAUUGUUGAAGAAUACACAUAUCCUUCGGCUCAGGCGCUUUGGAUCCCACUCGGAAUCAAAGCGGCCCCCGUGGCGGCGGACGCAGAAGGUAUCCUGGUAACUAGUUUGCGGGAUCUACUGGAGAACUGGGACGAAAAGGCUAGGGGCAGGGGGCGACCCAAACUGUUGUAUCUCGUGUCGGUUGGAUCAAACCCUACGGAUUUGAUCAUUGUCGAAGAUGAUCCAUACUACUUCCUACAGUUCCCGGGGUACUCGCCUCAGAAAGAGGACAAGCCCUUUCAACCAGUGCCCACAGAAAACUUCCUCAAAUCGCUAACCCCGUCUUUCCUCUCGAUGGACACCCAAGGUCGCGUCGUCCGUCUCGAGUCAUUCUCCAAGACGCUGUUCCCCGGCCUGCGACUAGGCUACUUUGUCGCCAACCCCGUCUUCACAGAGCGACUUCUUCGUGUGACGGAGGUCGAGACCCAGGAUCCCGCAGGCCUCAGUCAGGCCUUUACGAUCGCUCUUUUCAAGCAGUGGGGAAUUGACGGGUACCUAUCGUGGCUGCAGAAUCUGCAGUAUCAGUACGAGACGAGGCGCAACUGGCUCCUCUCGGCUUUUUAUGACCAGUUCACGGUUGUCCCGGCCGCCGAGUCGCCAGUGCCUACAGCCCAGGGCUAUGUCGCCUGCCUCCCGGGCAAGAACAGCGAGCUGUGGCCCGUCUUCAGUUACGUAGACCCUGGGGCCGGCAUGUUCGUCUGGUCCAAGUUCUACUUCGACGGGGUCCCUCGCUUCGCCGAGCUCGAGGGCCAGUCGCUCGAAGACCCGGAGCAGGCCUUUGCCCAGGAGCUCUGGGAGGCCUUGGCGGCGGGUCUCGUAUUGCUGACUCCGGGAUCAUACUACCAUGCCUGGCAGGGCGCCGACAAGGUCUCGACCAAGGCUCGAGGAGCAAAUCCACGGUCCGCCUACUUCCGAUUCUCGUUUGCAACUCCUACGAAAGAGCAGAUCCAAGAGGGCGUGAAGCGUCUCAGGAAAGUAGUGGGCCAGUUCUGGGAGGAGACAAUAUGA
This is a messenger RNA of Fusarium vanettenii 77-13-4, 1488 nucleotides long. RefSeq lists its product as uncharacterized. Gene Ontology annotation, biological process: L-tyrosine biosynthetic process; aromatic amino acid catabolic process. NCBI's taxonomy places the organism in Eukaryota, Fungi, Ascomycota, Sordariomycetes, Hypocreales, Nectriaceae. The record is from RefSeq and is a predicted model, not a curated record. The coding region runs from base 1 to 1488 and encodes 495 amino acids. The transcript has 6 exons. Gene Ontology annotation, molecular function: L-2-aminoadipate:2-oxoglutarate transaminase activity; aromatic-amino-acid:2-oxoglutarate transaminase activity.